AUGGCGCCCGGCGGUGCAGUAUUCGUUUUCCUGUCAUUCUGCAUUGGAACUAUGGCUGCCGACUGUUCCUAUCUCUACAAACACUACGUUAAUGAGACGGAUACCUACAGAGAAGUCAUUCGCCUAAAAACCUGUAGCCGCACACAGGAGUGCUGUGGUAACUACACAGACAGGCGAUGCUGUCCCCUGUCAUCUCGGCAAACGUCGUCUUACGGCAAAAGUAACCAGCACGCACCUGCCCUGUUACUUAUUGGUAUAACGUCAGCCCUGGUGAUUAUUGGGGUGAUUGCCAUCUUCUGUUGGCGCCUGGUCUGUUUAUCCGCCUAUAAGGAAUCUCGUCUGUCUGUUCGGUCACAACCUGCUGGAACACAAGAUAGAAAUGAGGCCAAUUCUCGUCAGGACAGACGCCACGUGACUCGUCUUGGUCAUCACCAUGGCAUGCAUGGACACGGUCACCAUCAUCGCGUACAUGUUGCUCUUCCAAGUCCACAUUACUCGUCCCCAGUGGUUCUUCUAGAUGAACACUUCGCUGGUCCGCAUCCACCGGCAUAUACAAAGAAGUUCCCCGAGCUCAAGUACCUAGCCCCACCGUCAUACGAGGACACUGUUGCUGUUAGAGAAACUGAUCCUCCACCAGCAUAUACAGACGAACGUACAUCCACGUGUUCGGACCACGUGUCUAUAGAUAUGCACCAGGAAGAGGACACAGAGCGGUCACGAGAUCAAGCGAGUUAA
Messenger RNA from Ylistrum balloti, 735 nucleotides. RefSeq lists its product as uncharacterized. The coding region runs from base 1 to 735 and encodes 244 amino acids. The record is from RefSeq and is a predicted model, not a curated record. Lineage: Eukaryota; Metazoa; Mollusca; Bivalvia; Pectinida; Pectinidae. The transcript has 5 exons.